UGAGGAGUGGAUGCAAUUUCGUGCCACUCGAUUGGACCCUUCGUGGCAGGCUAAAAGAAUAGCUGCCCAAGAACGACAGGCCAAGAAUGAUGCACCCCAUCUAUUGUCAAGAGGGGGAUAUGAAAGAAAAAAAAAGGAAAUGAAGAAGGCUAGGGCAGAGGCAGCAGGGGUUGAGUCUGCUGACCGUGUGGAGUCACCUCCCCGCCAUGAGAUGUGGAUAGCAGCCCGGACAAAAUCAGAUGGGCAAAUGACUUCUGAGUCUGCAAGGGUCGUUGCUGAUAAAAUAGAGGGUUUAGUUGAGCAGAGCACCCAGGGCUCAUUUGUUUCCGAUGGUCGGAAUGAUAUCCUCACAACGGCCAUAGGAAGGCCAGAGCACGGAGGCCGUGUGCGUGGUGUUGGUGGUUCUUGGAGCCACCGAGAUUUCUUUGGUGCCCGAUCAUCGAGGAGCACUGUUGACUCUUGCAGUCAAGAGGUUAUGCAGAGAAUGGAGCAGAGAUUGGAGAGUCAGUUUGAAGAGAGAUUGAAGAAUAUUCAAAAAGAGUUUGAACAGAAGUUUGAACUUUUGGCUCGUUCUCAGCAACAGACUGCAGUUGCUCAUGAUGUGUGA
Cajanus cajan (pigeon pea) is the source of this 607-nucleotide messenger RNA. The record is from RefSeq and is a predicted model, not a curated record. NCBI's taxonomy places the organism in Eukaryota, Viridiplantae, Streptophyta, Magnoliopsida, Fabales, Fabaceae.